Labeo rohita (rohu) is the source of this 4118-nucleotide messenger RNA. It is a transcript of the gene tnn, whose product is annotated as tenascin N. The transcript has 16 exons. Gene Ontology annotation, molecular function: protein binding. NCBI's taxonomy places the organism in Eukaryota, Metazoa, Chordata, Actinopteri, Cypriniformes, Cyprinidae. The coding region runs from base 143 to 3205 and encodes 1020 amino acids. The record is from RefSeq and is a predicted model, not a curated record.
CUGUUUGAAGGCAGAGAGUUGGAGGACUCGGGACAUUGCUGGUCGGGAGGGCCUUGAAUGCCCAGUCUGAGCUUGUAAACAGGUGCUUGCAGUAAUAGGCGUCAGUCAGCGAGCUGGGAUAUUAAUAAUAGUCUGGGAAACCAUGAUUGUAAGAUUUAACCGGCUGAAGAGAGGCCUGUUCCUUCUAGGGACGCUCUUUGCGGUGUCCCGUCUUGUGCUGUCUGAGGAGGUGGGUAAUGCAGAGAAAGAAGUCACGUUCAGCCAUGUCUACAGGAUUGACUCUGGUUGUAAGCAGGGUUCUCAAGUGGCUCAGCUUUCCCAAGACCAGGCCUCAGAAGGACAGUUAGUCACAGUGGAUGGAGAGAAUGACAUUGUCUUCAAGCACAACAUACGCUUACAGUCGGCUGGUUGUGGAUGUGCAGAUUCUGAGGACUUCAAGUCCCUGCUGUACCGUAUAAAUGGCCUGGAGGAGGAAGUCACCUAUCUAAAGAGCCAAUGUGCUCAGGGCUGCUGCAAAGGAGGUUCAGGUGUGGACAUUAGCUGUAGUGGGCAUGGCACGUACCAGCAUGACUCUUGCAGUUGUAAAUGUAACCCAGGCUGGGAGGGUCCAGACUGUUCUAUCUCAUCCUGCCCUGACGAAUGCAACGAUAAUGGCCGCUGUGUUGACGGACGCUGCGUCUGCUAUGAAGGCUACACCGGCCAUGACUGCAGCCAGCUCACGUGCCCCAACGACUGCAAAGACAAAGGCCACUGUGUGGAUGGCAAAUGUGUGUGCUUCAGUGGAUUCUCAGGAGAAGACUGCAGUAACGCCACCUGUCCGAAUGACUGCAUAGGUAACGGACGCUGCGUGGAUGGACAGUGCAUCUGCGAUGAGGGAUUCUUUGGAAUCGACUGCUCCAUGGUUCUAGGACCAAAAGGCCUCCGUCUGAUCAAAGUCACAGAUGUGUCUCUGCUGGUGGAGUGGGAGUCUGUGAAAGGAGCCGAGUACUACAUCCUGUCCUACUAUCCAAAGGGAGACGAGGGAGCCAUUAAAGAGGUCCAGGUGGAAAACACGAAAAACUCCUAUCUGAUCACAGGCCUCAAACCCGGAGUCACGUACAUAGUGCAGGUGUACGCUGUCAUCAGGGGCAUUAACAGUGAAUCCGAUGAAAUAGUGGCUACGACUGACGUCUCUGGUAUUGAGGGAAUCAAGGUGGUGGGCCAGACAGAGGACUCUAUCCAGGUGGACUGGAAGAACCCUGCGAUUGCCGUGGACUACUUCAAAUUGACCCAUGCCAGCCCCGAUGGUCAGGAAGGACAGGAGAACGUGGCAAUGAGCCAAGAAGCCAGAACCAAGCACACCAUUGUAGGCCUCAGCCCGGGAACAGAAUAUCAGAUAGGCGUGCAAGCGAUCAAAGGUGAAAUGGAAGGCAAGCCGUCGUACGCCACAGGGGUCACAGACAUUGAUGCCCCAACCAAUCUGGCAACCAGGAAGGUGACGGAGAACUCCGCGACCGUGACGUGGGAUGGCGUUCGUGCUGAGAUCGACGGCUAUAUGCUGACUUACAGCUCUUCAGGGGGCGCCAGCCGAGAAAUUAAAGUGGGCGCAGACGCUACGUCUUACCAGCUGACCUCUCUAAAACCGGGAGUCCUGUACACAGUUUUCCUCUGGGCUUAUAAGGGCUCUCGUUCCAGUAGGAAGAGCAUGACCGAGCCCGAAACGGAUAUAGAUGCUCCUACUAACCUCAUGACCAGGGAGGUGACAGAGGACUCUGCGAUGGUGACGUGGGACAAGGUGCAGGCUGACAUUGAUGGCUACAUGCUGAGCUACAGCUCUAUAGAUGGCUCCGGUCAGGAGGUUCGAGUAGGAGCUGACAGCACCUCCUACAAGUUCAAUGGUCUGAAGCCUGGAGUUCUCUACACAGUCUAUGUGUGGGCCAUCAAGGGCCCCCGCUCUAGCAAAAAGAGCUCGACGGAAGCAGAAACAGAUAUAGAUGCUCCUACUAACCUCUUAACCCGAGAGGUGACAGAGGACUCGGCGAUGGUGACGUGGGACAAGGUGCAGGCUGACGUUGAUGGCUAUAUGCUGAGCUACAGCUCUAUAGAUGGCACCAGUCAGGAGGUUCGAGUAGGAGCUGACAGCACCUCCUACAGUUUCACUGGUCUGAAGCCUGGAGUUCUCUACACAGUCUACGUCUGGGCUGUGAAAGGCUCUCGUUCAAGCAGAAAAGCCUCAACUGAGGCUGAAACAGAGAUUGAUGCGCCAAAGAAUCUCAAAGCCAUUGAUGUUCAGACUGAAACAUCCACUGUAACAUGGAAAGCUCCUCGGGCUAAUAUUGAUGGCUACAUCCUGACCUACAGGGCUGAGGAUGGCAGCAUACAGACUGUGGAAAAAACGUUGACUGCGCAGGAGAAUAGAUUUGCUCUCUCUAAUCUUGCAAUGGGGAAAAAGUACAUUGUCACCCUUAUUGCCUAUAGAGGCACGAAGAGGAGUAAAAUAGUGGAGACAAGCUUUAGCACAGUGGGAAUGGCCUAUCCGUUCCCAAUGGACUGCACUCAGAUUAUGAGGAAUGGAAACAUGGAGAGUGGCAUCUACACCAUUUACGUCAACAACAACCGUAGCAAAACCAUGCAGGUGUACUGUGACAUGACAACUGAUGGCGGCGGCUGGAUUGUGUUCCAGAGACGAAACACUGGCAAAUUAGAUUUCAUGAGGCGCUGGAGAGAGUAUAUGAAAGGCUUUGGAGAACUGGCAGAUGAAUUUUGGCUCGGCUUGGAGAAGAUCCAUGAACUGACUAAUACUCCUACACAAUAUGAAGUGCGUUUCGAUCUGGGCUUCGGAUCUGAGCGGAAAUAUGCUGUCUACGAUAACUUCAAAGUAGCACCAUCCAAACAGAAGUUUAAACUUACCAUUGGCAACUACAAAGGAGAUGCUGGUGAUGCCAUGACCUACCACCAGGGAGGGUCUUUCUCCACGGUGGAUUCAGACAAUGACAUUGCACUUGGUAACUGUGCUCUGAUUCACCAAGGUGCAUGGUGGUACAAGAACUGCCACCUGGCCAAUCUGAAUGGCAGGUUUGGGGACAACAGACACAGUAUGGGAGUAAACUGGGAGCCAUGGAAGGGGCACCUCCAGUCUCUCGACUUUGCAGAAAUUAAGAUACGGCCAGUGGGAGCAGCGGGCAGAAAGAAGAGGUCAUUGAAGAGGAGAGUAGCUGUGUAUUAAUAAUCACUUGUUAAAAACUACAAAAUGUUAUAUAAUGGGAAUUGGAUCAAACCAGGAUGGUAUUGUUCUUCAUAUCAGGAAAGCCACUCUAUGCUGUAGUUUGUAUACUGUGUAACUGUACUUUGUAUUAUUUUACAAAAGGCAGAUUUUAAAAAGAACAUGCUAUACUUCUUUUGAUGUAGUAUAUAUACACACUGUAUAUGAAAGAAAUUCGAAAGCAAACCAAAAUUGUAGCAUGACCGACACCACAGUGCCAUUCCUAACCCAAUGGGUGUUUUUCAUACAUUUAAGUGAAGGUAUAUUGCAUUGUAGUCUUCACAGAACCUCUUUUUUAUUUUAUUACAGUGUUUUGCACCAAAAGAUUUUGUACUGUAUGAUAGUUUUGAAUGGAUAUGCAGGAUUUGUCCCCAUCAUAAUAGCUGACAGUUAUGAUUUAAUUCAAAUGUCAUGUAUAAAAACACGUUUAUAACAGAUAUUAAGCUAUAAUGUCCUCCUUCUGGAUGUGUACUGUAGUUGUACUAUAAUUCCUGACAGAGACACCAAAUCAAGUGUCACAUUUUCACCGAAAUAAAAUUUGUUGAAACAAAAAAAGCAUUUGAAGUAUUUUUCACACAUUUGAGGAUCAGAUUCGACUGGCUCUACAGGUAAAAAUGAUGGGAAAUUAGGAAAAUUACACAGCAUUUCAACGUCAUUGUCACUGCAGUGGGCCGGCUGCUUGAAAAUCUUCACAUCACCUCCUCAGAGUAACCGGAAAUGUUUAGAUCAUACUGGGAAAAUAAUAGAGGAACUGACAUCAGAAGGAGGCAUAUCAGCCUCAGCAGGAGCAGUACUGUAUUGGCACAUCUUCAGGUCUCCAGACGUCUGCCAAACUGGCACAUCUACUGGGCAAAUAGCAGGCUAAAGAAAUGUUAUU